Bactrocera oleae (olive fruit fly) is the source of this 2711-nucleotide messenger RNA. Its product is annotated as alpha/beta hydrolase domain-containing protein 17B. Gene Ontology annotation, molecular function: palmitoyl-(protein) hydrolase activity. Gene Ontology annotation, cellular component: endosome membrane; plasma membrane. Gene Ontology annotation, biological process: protein depalmitoylation. NCBI's taxonomy places the organism in Eukaryota, Metazoa, Arthropoda, Insecta, Diptera, Tephritidae. The record is from RefSeq and is a predicted model, not a curated record.
UCGGAUAAUUUUAUCUAUGAUUGCUAGCAAUACAGUUUUCUCGACAACAUCUAUUGCCUGUCAAGAUGCCUCUUAAUUAUUUUUCAACACGGUUGUUGCUACUUUCCACAGGUUUUAAACUCCUAUUUUCAUAUUUUUUUGAUGACAAAUAUAAUAUUUUUAUAUUGCAGUACUUUUAUAAUGACAAGUUAUUGUGUGAAAUAUAGAGUGAGUUCUCACAUAUUAAAGUGUUAUGGUAAUAAAGAGAAUUUUUAAUACCGUGUAUCUAUUUUAUGGAUAAAUAUUUGCGUGUUAAACUUUAAAUAUUGUAAAUCAUUUAAAAUUAAACUAUUAUCUAAGGAGUUAAUAUUAAAUAGUAGCAUGUUUAGUAUCAGUGAACUUUGCUGUAUGUUCUGUUGUCCGCCUUGUCCCGGACCGAUUGCAGCUAAGCUUGCUUUCCAACCACCCGAGCCAACUUAUAAGUUGACUCCUGCUGAUGAUGCCAAUGUAAAGUAUAAUUUACAUCUAUUUGAACGUGCAGAGUGGCAGUACUCUGAACGUGAUAAGUCCAAAGUGGAGUCAUUUUUCACGCGAACCUCUCGUGGAAAUUUAAUUACAUGUAUAUAUGUACGUUGUAGCAGAAAUGCAAAAUAUACGCUACUUUUUUCUCAUGGGAAUGCCGUUGAUCUGGGUCAAAUGAGUAGCUUUUAUAUAUCUCUUGGAACGCAACUAAACUGUAAUAUAUUUGGCUACGAUUACUCUGGCUAUGGAAUGAGUGGUGGCAAACCAUCAGAAAAAAAUUUAUACGCUGAUAUUGAAGCCGCUUGGCAAGCACUCAGAAAUAGGUAUAACAAUCAAGUACCUAAAACUACCGCAGUAAGCGAACAAAAUGAUAUCGACGUCAGGUUUAAUAUCAGUCCUGAAACUAUUAUUUUAUACGGCCAAAGUAUUGGUACAGUCCCAACAGUUGAUUUGGCAACAAAGCAUGAAGUUGGAGCAGUAAUUCUUCAUUCUCCAUUGAUGUCUGGACUAAGAGUAGUUUUCCGUAACACAAAGAGAACGUGGUUUUUCGAUGCAUUUCCAAGUAUUGAUAAAGUUUCCAAAGUCAAAUCACCAGUUUUAGUAAUACAUGGAACUGACGAUGAGGUUAUAGAUUUUUCCCACGGGAUAGGUAUUUAUGAACGCUGUCCCAAAGCCGUUGAACCUUUGUGGGUUGAGAUACCGUUUUAUGUAUUUGUUUAAUUGGAACAUUUUUACUAUGGCAAAAAUCGCUAUAAUCGGCACACACUUCCAGUCUUCGUGAUUCUUUUUCAAAACUGACAAAUGAUGUGAAAGAUUCCUUCUGCAUCUGAAUUAAAUUAUUUGACGAUAAAAUGCUGCGACAGAUAUUGAUAAAUGUAAAAUAUGGGAAUUUUAGAACUAAGUUUAAACGGCUGAAAGUUCUAUAACUCCCAGGCAUCAGGAAAGCAGGGUGCUGGCCAUAAUGACGUGGAAUUGCAUUCGCAAUACUUUGAGCGGCUUAAAAGAUUUUUAUCUAUUGAGUUGGUGAAAUGACAAUUAAAGAAUCAGCAUGACGUGGGACACAAUAAUUCUGUACCAGUAGUAACAUCUAACGAUUUACCGCCGACGUCAUCGAAUAAAACAAACUUAGAAGAUCCUAACAUUUCGAAUUCUUCAGACUUAAGCUGCCAAGCAAACAAUUUAAAGGACGAAAUUGCAGCUUCCACGUCAAGUUCCAUAUCAACCAAACCCUCAAUUGAACAGUUUCUUUAGCAAAAAAAUAUAGGUUCUUAUCUUUCUCAAAUUAAAUGUUCGAACAUUUUCAUUGGAUUUCAUAGUUGUUUAUAAGUGAAAGCCGGGGACCUCAUUUAAAUUAAUCAAAUGCCGUCUUCCCCCUUGUAUGUAUUUUUUUAUGAAACACAAGGAAACCACUAAUGGUAAAAGAUUGGUAAGCAGUGAUUCUAACAACGUUUUAGGCACAGAAUUUUUCGCAUGUAAUUCACCAAAACAACUGUAUCUAGUGCAAAUUGAUACUAAAAAUUCAUAGUAAACUUAAAGCGUUUUCAUCUAGUAAGAACUUAAGGGCAGUAUAUCGCCUGAUCUCUAACCUUUAAAAUAAAAAUAAUACAAUAAAACUAAAGGCAUCAACACUGCCCAGCCAGUUCGAAAGGCAAGUCAUAUUGAAUCCUUAAAUUGCGAAGUAAUGUAAUUUGUAUUUUAUUUUAUAUACUAAAUCAUCAAAUUUAUUACGUGAAGAAUCUUACAGAAAGUUAGAGAAGUACUUAAGGAUAAGUCAAAACUUCUUUAUUCCAAAAUGCACAUAAUUGUGUCCCAUAAUAUACAUUUCCAGGAGAAGUGUUAUGUGUAAUACUAUUAUUUUAAACUAAAUUAUUGAUACUAAUAAUAAUGUUAUAAGCUUACUUUAAUUAUAUAAAUAACACACAUACCCUUUUUUUAACAGUAAAAAAGAAUGCGGAAUAUGCUAUUAAAAAUUAUUACUUUUAACACUAAAGAUACUGAUAUCUCUUGAUUACCUUUGUUUUUGUUGAAUGGAACUAAAGCUAUUCACUUUAUUUGCAUAUUUGUAAGUAUUAUUUUUGAACUAACAGUUAGAGAGUUAUAGCCCGGCUAAUGAGUAAAGAUAUUUUUAUAAGGAUAGAUUAAAAAAAAUCGUUAAAUUGUCAAUUCAUUAAUUUCCAAUAACCACAAUAAACACAAUAUACUGGUUGUAA